This is a messenger RNA of Aspergillus versicolor CBS 583.65, 969 nucleotides long. RefSeq names its product putative C2H2 finger domain protein (Ezf). The record is from RefSeq and is a predicted model, not a curated record. The coding region runs from base 1 to 969 and encodes 322 amino acids. Lineage: Eukaryota; Fungi; Ascomycota; Eurotiomycetes; Eurotiales; Aspergillaceae. Gene Ontology annotation, cellular component: nucleus. The transcript has 2 exons.
AUGGGUUACCCCUCUGGGAAUUUCCCUACCUCCACGUCCUUCGCUUCUUCCAGUGAUGUCGAGCCGCGGGCCCGUCUUGUCUACUCGAACCCGUUACACAUUGCCCCAACUUCCCCAUUUCCACCACAGAGCCAUGGGCUGGGGAUAUCAUACUGUGACCUAGAGCCUUCUACCAGCUAUCCGCAACAAUAUCCGUCAUCGGAAAGUUGUACCGCAGAUUGGGCCCAACCAAUACCCGCGACAAUCUCCUUCGGGUGCUCGUUGAAUACUACAAGCCUUACAUCGGCAGGGACAUUCUACGAGCGCUACGCCGGAUCUGAGACUUCUGCAUCACCUCUCAGUUACUGUGGCCCGCAAGCAAUGAGCACUUCAUCGAGUCGCGGAUCGGCGUUGGAAUUUCGAGCAGGACCAGACACAAUGAACACACAUCCGUACAGCUUUUGGCCAAAUACCCCUUGCUCAGAACCUGACAUCACCAUAAAAGAAGACCCCGACGCCGAUUAUAACGACAGCUCGUAUGUGGAACAUACAAAACCUACUUCCAUGCCUCUCUUUGCCCCUGUGGCACACCACAGGAAGACGGACGAUUUUUUACCCAAGCUGGAAAGCUCUGAAGACGAUACAAGAGGACCUACAGUAAUAAGCCAUGAUACCGAUCCUAGUUUGCCGACAACAACAUCGACAUUUCCAGUUGGGGUAAUCCCCCCAUGGAGCACGGAUAAUGAAAAACCACAUGAGCCCGAUCAAGUGAGGUUUCCGCCUGCGAGUGGACUCGAAUGUACCAUCUGCGGGGCUCGAUUUACCCGUCGUUCAAACUGUCGGGAGCAUAUGAGGAGACAUGACCCUAACGCGAGAAAGUCAUUCCCUUGCGAAGACUGUGGGAAGUCCCUGGGCCGGAAAACUGAUCUCAAAAGGCAUAUCGAUAGUACAUGCAUCAGAUGGAUGCAGACGUGGUCGGAGAUUCAGUGA